Molecule: messenger RNA, 246 nt
Organism: Thyridium curvatum
Lineage: Eukaryota; Fungi; Ascomycota; Sordariomycetes; Thyridiales; Thyridiaceae
Exons: 1
Coding region: 1-246 (81 amino acids)
Source: RefSeq, a predicted model, not a curated record
AUGGUCGCUCGCUGGGACGACACCCAGACCUACGCUGAUCUCGUUAUGAUCUACUUCACCAUGAAGCCCCUCAACAAAGAUGAGCAGGUCGAGGUUGAGGAGCUCAUGAAGGCCAAAGGCCACGAAACCACCUGGGAUGCGAUUCGGUACGCUCUGCGCGUCAUUCUGCGAGCCAUCCUUCUCCCCUUGGUGUUGCGAGUGCAAGACGGUCUAGUUUUUCGUCUGGGAAUUUUCCCUCUUCAUUAA